AUGUACGGCGCCACAGGCGGUGCCAAAGUCAAGAAUCGCGAAGGCGUCCCGGCUCCUGACCAAAUGCGUGUGGGUUCAUGCCGCGCUCUGUACAUUCCUAAGCACAACGGCAAUAUGAAGGGCGUGCUACCGGUUUAUGACUUCACCCAGGGCUAUAGUGACAAGCUCCGGGACGAGAACAUUGGGAGCGACAAGUGGAGAUAUACACUGGGCUUGAUGAGGAAGCCUCAAGGGGAUGGGAAAGACGGUGCGGAAGUUGCGUACUUGGUGGAUGUGGAAGAGUUCAACAAUGCUGCUGAAAAGCAGGUGAUCAACUGGCAGAUCCACCCCGUCGAGCACGGGCCGCUGCGGUAUACCCUCGUCGAGCUGCCAUCGCCUGACCAAGACGCAUCGGCUGUUGAGCCGGAGAACCAGCACCGCAUCAAGGCCAUCUACCACAACGUCGGAGUAGGAACGUCGCUGGUGCAACCGUUCAGCGAGGGUGUGCUGCUCCUGCCAGCGAGCAGGGUCAUGGAUGCAGAUCCAGAGACUGUGGUUUUGACGAGCUUGAUAGGGCUGUUGUGGAAGGCCCGGGGAGUACCAACGGUGAAGUUAGACGUGCCGGCUGCGAGAGAGGACUUUACAAAACCGAAGUCUAGGAAGAGCGGGAGCUUCUUUAGGAAAUCAUGGAACGACAAGAGGGAGGAUGAUGUGAUACGGUAG
Molecule: messenger RNA, 702 nt
Organism: Diaporthe citri
Lineage: Eukaryota; Fungi; Ascomycota; Sordariomycetes; Diaporthales; Diaporthaceae
Exons: 2
Coding region: 1-702 (233 amino acids)
Source: RefSeq, a predicted model, not a curated record